Molecule: messenger RNA, 1039 nt
Organism: Astyanax mexicanus (Mexican tetra)
Lineage: Eukaryota; Metazoa; Chordata; Actinopteri; Characiformes; Acestrorhamphidae
Gene: taf13
Product: TATA-box binding protein associated factor 13
Exons: 2
Coding region: 177-551 (124 amino acids)
Biological process (GO): transcription by RNA polymerase II
Cellular component (GO): transcription factor TFIID complex
Molecular function (GO): protein heterodimerization activity
Source: RefSeq, a predicted model, not a curated record
CAGUUGUGUGCAGAUCUCUAGGUGGCAGCAGUGCUUCUAUAGAGCUUCGUAAAGUCCUAGUAGAAGAGGAAGUGUGUGUUUGUGGCUGUAACGCCAGAGAAAAGGUUCUGUAGCUGGUUGGCGCUUAAAGUUACAUAAUAGGGGACUUCAGCGCUACUGCGGGCCGCAGCACAAACAUGGCUGAGGAAGACGAUGAUCCGGGCUUUGAUGAAGAUCUGGACGAUGUUGGAAACGGUGUGGAUUCAGGACACGGCAGGAGAAAGAGGCUGUUUUCUAAGGAGCUGCGCUGCAUGAUGUACGGCUUCGGAGACGACCAGAACCCCUACACGGAGUCAGUGGACAUCCUGGAGGACCUGGUGAUCGAGUUCAUCACGGAGAUGACCCACAAAGCCAUGUCCAUCGGGCGGCAGGGCCGCGUCCAGGUGGAGGACAUCGUGUUUCUCAUCAGAAAAGACCCGAGAAAGUUCGCCAGGGUGAAAGAUCUGCUCACCAUGAACGAGGAGCUGAAGAGAGCUCGCAAGGCUUUCGACGAGGCCAACUAUGGGUCCUAAACUGUCUCUCACACACGAACAGUCUGUGGUGGUGGUUUCUCUACCACUGCUGGGUUUAAAACGACUUAAAAACUCAGUGUUUUGUGCUGGUAUAUUGGUCAGCACGUUUCACAAACAUGUCCGGUUCUUAUAAAAUGCGUUUUUCCUGUUGUUUUUGCAUUUUCUUUAACUGUUUGUAUGUUUAAGGUGACCUACUUGGUUGAAUUAAAGUUGGAACAGGUCUAGUAAAGUUUUAAUUUCUGUAGGCUGAUUGUAUAAAGCACUGUGCAAAAGUAAUCCCUGCUAAAAAUACAGGUCAAGACCAGCUGGACUACCAACAUAGGUCUGGAUGACCAGCUGGUUCUUAUCUGGAUUUUUUUAAAGCAGGGAUUGAUCUUCAAAUUUAUUGCAGCUCUGUUAUAACAAUUGUUUUGUUUUUACAUUUUCCGGCACCUGUGUGGAAAAUUAAACAGAACCAUCAACAAAUAAAUAAGCAGAUGUUUUAUUCA